AUGACUGAAGAAGAUUUUGAAAACUUAGGGUACACUGAGGAAAAUCUAUUCAAUGAAGCAGAUGAGGAGCCACUAAAGGAAUACAUGGAUAUGGAACUAGCUUCAGAAGAGAGUUUAAGUGGAGGAACAGCAAAGAUGGUGGAACAUGAACCAGUCACUGAAACCCAAAUUGACAAUGAACUCUUUGGACUUGUGGCAACAUGCCUGGAACAGAGAAAGAACUUGGAUCUGACUGUGUGUGAAGCAUUGAGUGGAGAGGAUAGGAAACAUUGGGAGGAGGCUAUGUGA
This is a messenger RNA of Ustilago hordei, 288 nucleotides long. RefSeq lists its product as uncharacterized. The record is from RefSeq and is a predicted model, not a curated record. The transcript has a single exon. NCBI's taxonomy places the organism in Eukaryota, Fungi, Basidiomycota, Ustilaginomycetes, Ustilaginales, Ustilaginaceae. The coding region runs from base 1 to 288 and encodes 95 amino acids.